Cinclus cinclus is the source of this 744-nucleotide messenger RNA. RefSeq names its product ciliary microtubule associated protein 1B (gene CIMAP1B). The transcript is spliced from 6 exons. Gene Ontology annotation, cellular component: cytoskeleton. The coding region runs from base 1 to 744 and encodes 247 amino acids. The record is from RefSeq and is a predicted model, not a curated record. Lineage: Eukaryota; Metazoa; Chordata; Aves; Passeriformes; Cinclidae.
AUGUCACACAACAGCUUCGUGGGCCCCUGGAGACCCCACCGGCCCCGGGUGCCCGUUUCGGCCCAGUUCCGCACCCCCGGGCCCCAGUACGGGCUGCCCAGCGGCAUCGGCUACAACCACCGCGAUCCCUCCACCCGCCGCGCUCCCGCCUACAGCUUCGGGCUGAAGCUGGGGGGCCCCGAGGAGUCGCGCUCCCCCGGCCCCCAGUAUUUGGUGCCCCCCGGCUUCACCGCCCGGGGCCGGGACCGCGCCCCCGCCUUCACCAUGGGCGGCCGGGCCCGCCAGCACCAGGCCACCAACACACCUGGGCCAGCUUAUUAUUCUCCCGAGCUGGCUGACAGGAUGACCCUGCCCUCGGCCCCCGCCUGCUCCGUGGCGUCCCGCGGCCGUCAGGAUAAACCCCAGCAGACACCAGGCCCUGGCAGCUACCAGCUGCCACCCGUGAUGGGCCCCCACCUGGUGAUCAAGAGAUCGGCCCCCCAAUGCACCAUGACAGGGAGAGGCCCCAGCAUGUUCGACGAGAAGAGAAAGACCCCAGGACCCAACAGAUACAGCACCGUGGACACCAACGUGUACAUGGCGCGGGCCCCCCGCUGCACCAUGGCGGGACGGAGCCGCCCCCGCCCGAUCUUACACACCCCCGGCCCCAGCGACUACAGCCCCAAGCAGGGUCAGAAACAAGGACUGACCUUCGGCGUGCGCCACUCGGAAAGCGUGAUCCCCAUGAUGGACUCGCACCUGUAG